Molecule: messenger RNA, 3104 nt
Organism: Manihot esculenta (cassava)
Lineage: Eukaryota; Viridiplantae; Streptophyta; Magnoliopsida; Malpighiales; Euphorbiaceae
Exons: 12
Coding region: 58-2841 (927 amino acids)
Source: RefSeq, a predicted model, not a curated record
CACAAAGUCUUUCAAAAUUCACCUAGAACCUUUUGUCAUUCUCAUAAGAUCUUAACUAUGGCGGAAGAGAAGCACCAGCAACUGUGUCACUGCAGCCAAAAAGGCGAGAAAGUUGAUGAUUAUAAGGGAGCAGAAGCUGAUGUUGGCACCUGCGUCUUGGAGAAGCACGUCGACAUCCGUAAGGUACAAAUGGAGAUAACUGCGCAGGCUGCAAUAGGAAUUAAGGGAUUUGCCUUCCAAAAGCAUCAUAAACAGAAAGAAGUCAAGAAAGAGGAUGAAAAGAAGCACCAACACCUCUUUUUCCACAAGGAAAGUAGGGAAGCUAUUGAUUCCAAGCAGGAGAAGCACCCCAAGUAUCUUGAGCACUUGGGUAAACUAGGCAUUGAUAUUACUGGUGCUUGCGCCUUGAAUGAGAAGUAUAAGGAAAAGAUAGGCUUAGCUCAUGCCCAUAUCCACAAUGUAAAAGCACAAAUAGGUGAAGCAGCUGUGCGAGGAGCUGAGGAAUUUAUCUUCCAAAAGCAUCUUGGGAAGAAAGAAGCCAAGAAAAAUAAAGAAUUGCAUGAAAAGAAGCACCACCACCUCUUUUACCCCCACAAGAAAAGUCAAGAAGCUAUUGACUACAAGGAGGAAGAGAAGAAGCACCACGAGCAUCUUGAGUGCUUUGUUAAACUAGGUGCUGGUAUUACUGGCACUUCUGCCUUGAAUGAGAAGCAUAAGGAAGAGAAAGACUUAGAGCAUGUCCAGAUUCACAAGGCAAAAGUAGAGAUAGCCGCAGCAACUGCUAAAGAAGUUGAGGCAUUUACUUUCCAAGAGCAUCAUGAGGAGAAAGAAGCCAAGAAAAAGGAUGAAGAAGUGCAUGAAAAGAAGCACUGCCACCUCCUUUACCACGAGAAGGAAAGUGAGGAAAAUAUUGACUACAAUGAGGAAGAGAAGCACCAAAAGCAUCUUGAGGACUUGAGUAAACUAGAUGUUGGAAAUACUGGCGCUUGCACACUGCACGAGGAAAAGAAAAUUUCAGAGAAUGCCCACAGUCACAAGGUAAAAGCAGAGGUAGAAGCAGGAGCUGCAGCAGGAGCUACAGGAUUUGCUUUUCAUGAGCAUCAUGACAAAAAAGAAGCUAAGAAAGAGGAUGAAGUAUUGCUUGAAAAGAAUCACUACUACCACUUGUAUCACCACAAAGAAAGCGAGAAUGUUGUUGAUUACAAGGAGGAGGAGAAAUACUACAAGCAUUCUGAGAACUUGGGUAGGCUAGAUGUUGCUGCUACUGGCGCUCACGCCUUGCAUGAGAAGCGCGAGGAAAGAAAAGACUCAGAGAGUGCCUAUAGCCACAAGAUAAAAGAGGAGAUAGAUGCAGCAGCUGCAAUAGGAGCUGAGGGAUUUGCCAUCCACGAGCAGUAUGAGAAGAAAGGAGGCGAGGAUGUUAUUGAUUACAAGGAGAAGGAGCACUACAAGUAUUUUGAGCAGUUGGGUGAAAUGGAUGCCAGUACUGCUAGAGCUCAUGCCUUGCAUGAGAAGCGUGAAGCAGAAAAAGCCCAAGAGCAUGCUUAUAACUGUGAGGGAAACGAGAAGAUAGUUGCAAUGUCUGCUAUUGAAGCUAAGGGAUUUACCUUCCAUGAGCAUCAUGAAAAAAAAGAAGCCAAGAAAAAGGAUGAAGAAGAGCAUGAAAAGAAUCAUCGCCACCUCUUUUACCACCAGAAGGAAAGCAAGGAAAAUAUUGACUAUAAAGAGGAAGAGAAACACCACAAGCUUCUUGAGCACUUGAGUAAACUAAGUGCUGGUGUUACCGGUGAUUAUGCAUUGCAUGAGAAGAAAACGGAAAAGAAAGAUUUAGAGCAUGCCCACAAUCAUGAGAUAAAAGCAGAGACAGUUGCAGUAGCUAUAACAGAAGCUGAGGGAUGUGCCUUCCAUGAGCAUCAUAAGAAAAAAGAGGCCAAGAAAGAGGAUGAAGUAGCCUAUGAAAAGAAGCACUACUACCACAAAGAAGGCGAGAUUGUUGUUGAUUAUGGGGAGGAUAAGCACCACAAGUAUUCUGAGAACUUGAGUAGGCCAGAUGUUAUUGCUGCUAGCGUUUAUGCUUUGUAUGAGAAGGGCAAGGAAAAGAAAGACUUAGAGCAUGCCCACUGCCACAAGAUACAAGAGAAGAAAACUGCAACAACUGUAGGAGGAGUUGAGGAAUUUGCCCUUCAUAAGCAUCAUGAGAAAAAGGAAGGUGAGGAUGUUGUUGAUUAUGAGAAGGGGAAGAAGCACCACAAGCAUUUUGAGCACUUGAGCGAAAUGGGUUUCGUUUCUGCUAGCACUUAUGCCUUGCAUGAUAAGAAUGAAGCAAAAAAAGACCAAGAGCAUGCUUCUAGCUAUGAGGGAAAAGAGGAGACAGCUGCAAUGUCUGCGGUUGGAGCUGAGAGAUUUGCCUUCAAUGAGUAUCAUGAAAAGAAAGAAGCCAAGAAAGAGAUUGAAGAAAUCCAUGGAAAAAAGCCCCACUACCUCCUUUACCAUUACAAGGAAAGCAAUGAAGCUAUUGAUUACAAGGAAGAGGAGAAGCGCCUGAAGCAUCUUGAGCAUUUGGGUAAAUUAGGGGUUAGUGCCGGUGUUGUUGUUGCUGGUGCUCAUUCCUUGCAUGAGGAAAAUAAGGACUUAGAGCAUGCCCAGAGCCACAAGGUAAAAGUGAACAUAGGUGCAGCAAGUGGUGAGAGAUUUGCCUUUCUUGAGCAUCAUAAGCUAAAAGGAGCCAAUCAAGAGAAUAAAGAAGCACAUGGAGAGAAGCAUUACCGCCAGCUUUUCUACCGCAAGGAAGGCAAUGAUGUUGUUGAUUACAAAGAAGAAGAGAAGCACAAGUAUUUUUGAGCACUUCGGUUCAGCAUAAGAAGUAUGAGGCAAAAAGAAACUAAUUAAAGUUAUAGUUACAAGGAAAAAUAGGAGAUAGCUACAGCAACUGCGAUCGGAGCUAAGAGUUUUGCCAGACUUGAACAUCAUCAAAAGGAAUAAACCAAGAGAAAAUAGGAUAAACAAACUCAGAGAAAGAAACUCCACCAUCUUUAUGUUUUUAUGUAUUUGUGAAUGUUUUCAUAAGUAUUAUAUAUAUCCACAAGUUGGAUCGAGUUUGGUGU